Mesocestoides corti is the source of this 486-nucleotide messenger RNA. NCBI's taxonomy places the organism in Eukaryota, Metazoa, Platyhelminthes, Cestoda, Cyclophyllidea, Mesocestoididae. The record is from the annotation of a GenBank genome assembly.
AUGGCGGAGUAUAAACAAUGCACGUCAGGUUAUUUUGAAAUCCAUGCUCGCGAUUCCGGAGAUUCACGACUUUCAACCCCUCACCUGCCACAAGUUGAUAUGGUCAGGCGUCUUGGUAUGCCUUCUGAGCAAGAUCACUCAGGGGGUCUCCCUGAUUCCCCUUCUGUUGAUCAAGCGACUCCCGCUAUUGCGCGACGACCGUCGCAUCAUCGAUACGCGCGUGAUGAAGUUCGUUAUAGAUCCGAAAUUCGCGAAGAGGCUGUAAAAGAGGCUCUUCAGAAAGAACCAAGUCUCUGCUUAGAGUCUCUUCGCCCCAGCAAACGUCGCCAGCCAACUCCCUCCGUCCCUGAACCUGGUCCAUCUCAUGCACGAAGUGAAAGUGAAUCAGAAACUAGCUUGGACACAUCAACAUCCCGACAGUGCCUGGCAGUUCCAAAUUCUUCUGCCUGCUGUCAUGCCUUCUCGUUGGCAACUCUUAUGCUUUAG